Molecule: messenger RNA, 1436 nt
Organism: Alosa alosa (allis shad)
Lineage: Eukaryota; Metazoa; Chordata; Actinopteri; Clupeiformes; Clupeidae
Gene: c1qtnf13
Product: C1q and TNF related 13
Exons: 2
Coding region: 20-1123 (367 amino acids)
Molecular function (GO): protein binding
Source: RefSeq, a predicted model, not a curated record
GCCGCCAGUCAUCCCAGACAUGCAUCAGCAACACCACACCAGAGCAGCUCAAGGCACAUCAACGUUUUUGACCCGGCCUCUGACCUUCCUGCUCUAUCUGCUCACUUGCUCGGGACUGGCCGGAUCUUUCCAUGUUCCUCCCUUGGUGACCGGCCAGCGCUCGGCCUUCUCGGCCACCCGCAGCAGCAGCAUCACAGGCGGCUCCCAGCGUGCUGUGACCUUUGACCGCCUGCUGGUCAACGUGGGUCACGACUUCAACCCCGACACAGGCCGCUUCCGUUGCCGCAUCCCAGGUGUCUACUACUUCACGUUCACCGUUGGCAAGUUCCCCAAGAAGUUGCUGUCUGUCAUGCUAGUCAAGAACGGCCAGGAGGUGCAGGCCAUCGCCUACGACGACUACCGCAAGGAAGGCCGCAAGGUGCAGAGCCAGAGUGUGAUGGUCAGCCUGAGAGCCAUGGACACUGUGUGGCUGCUGCUCCAGGAGAACCCUCAGUACGCCCUUUACAGCAACGUUGGCCCCUACAUCACAUUUAGCGGCUACCUCGUCUACCCAGAUGUGUCAUCAAACACGGGUUACGUCAACAACCACCUUCCCCCGCCGGCUCUGCCGUUUCCCGGCUGUCCACCACCAGGGGACUACGGCUGGACAAGGAGAGAGGAGUUGGCGGAGGAGCCUCGCUCAGCCUUCUCCGUGGCCCGGACGUCUCCCAUCUUGGGGGAGAGGAUCUUCCAGCAGAGCAAGCAGGCCCUGACCUUCGACGUGGAGUAUGUCAACAUCGGGGGACACUUCAACAAGACGUCGGGCCACUUCACGUGCCACUACCCGGGGGCCUACUUCUUCGCCUUCACCGUGGGCAAGCACCCACGCAGGGCUGUGUCCGUCAAGCUGAUGCUGGGCAAGGGCGAGGUGCAGGCCAUGGUGUUCGACGAGGACAUGUCCCGGCGGCGGGAGAUGCAGAGCCAGAGCCUGCUGCUGCUGCUGCAGAGGGGAGACAGCGUGUGGCUCUACAGCCAGCAGGACGACCGAUACGGCAUCUACAGCAACCAGGGCCGUUACACCACCUUCUCCGGCUUCCUUGUCUACGCAGUGGCCCCCGUGGGACAGGGCAGGACUCAGAAUUAAGGGACAUCCAAUGGACCGCUGAGAAGCUGCGCCUGCACAAUUUUAUUAUCCUAAGUAGUACAAAUGACACAUAACUGAGAGUCUGGAAAUGUAGAUUCUUAGGUUUGUAAUAUGCCCUUAUAUUUGUGUAUCCCACUGUGGGGCAAAACAUGUUUACCAGCAUAGUAACACUUUAGCCAAAAUUUCCAAGAGCAAAUUAUUUUAACAUAGAACACUUCAUAAACUAAAGUAGUUGUUCAACUAAAGUUAUAAUGUAAAUAGUGUAUAGAUUGGUAUAUAUGGUUGCUUGUAAGAGUAUGAACUAAUGUAGACA